CUUCUCUACUCAGUAAUCACAUUCAACAAAACCCCCUCCCUCAUUUUCACACACUCCUCGCAAAUUCCGGCUCCGAUCGUUUUCCCCCUUCUUCCUCCGUCGUCGCGCCGAUGACGUCGGGCACCAGGCUGCCGACAUGGAAGGAGCGGGAGAACAACAAGCGGAGGGAGCGCCGCCGCCGCGCGAUCGCCGCGAAGAACUUCUCCGGACUCAGGAUGUACGGUAACUACAAGCUCCCCAAGCACUGCGACAACAACGAGGUGCUCAAAGCUCUCUGCAAUGAAGCCGGAUGGGUCGUCGAAGAAGAUGGCACCACUUACAGACAGGGAUGCAAGCCUCUGGAACGAAUGGAUAUCAUGGGUUCAGUGGCAGUAAGUCCUUGCAUAUCAUAUCAACCUAGCCCAGGAACCUCUUUCAACCCAAGCCCUGCAUCAUCUUCUUUUGCUAGUCCUUCCCAUUAUGGUGCUAAUGCCAACAAUUCGGCCGAUCCCAACUCCCUUAUACCCUGGCUAAAGAACCUAUCGUCUGGCUCUUUGGCAGCUUCAAAGCUUCCCCAUAAUCUUUACAUCCCAGGAGGUUCUAUCAGUGCUCCAGUCACACCGCCUCUGAGCUCACCGACUGCAAGCACACCUAGAAUGGAUGGCAACUGGGAUGACCCGACAGCUGGCUCUGCGUGGUGUGGACAAAACUUCCCGUUCUUACCCUCUUCAACUCCUCAGAGUCCCGGUCUGCAAACUCCACCUGAUUCAGGAUGGCUCUCUGGGGUUCAGACUCCUCAAGAUGGGCCUUCUUCGCCGACAUUCAGCCUUGUGUCUGCAAAUCCAUUUGGUUUCAAGGAACCUUAUUCAAAUGUAGGCUCUCGAAUGUGGACCCCAGGGCAAAGUGGGACUUGCUCUCCAGCCAUUAGAGCCGGAGUCGACCAAACAGCUGAUAUUCCAAUGUCGGAUGCAAUUUCAGCCGAGUUUGCAUUUGGUAGUAAUCACAUGGGAUUAGUGAAACCGUGGGAAGGUGAGAGAAUACACGAUGAGUGUGUUCCCGAUGACCUUGAGCUUACUCUCGGGAAUUCUACCACCAGGUGAAGUGGUGGUGGUGUAUCUGCUGCUGCACAUUAUUGUACUUCUAACUAGAGCUGAUCUCUUGAACCAGGGAAACCGAAAAACACAGCAGAAUCGGAUUCUUUUUCUUUUGUUAUUUUUUUUACAGUUUUCUUCUUUCGUAUUUGAUUGGAUACACAAGGUUGGACUAUAAAAAGGUCUCAUGUAGUUGGCUCUGCAUUUUUUUGGCAGAUGUUUCUCAUCCUCACAACAUUAGACUGCAUAUUCUUUUGAUUCUUUUUCCCUCAAA
Salvia splendens (bonfire salvia) is the source of this 1344-nucleotide messenger RNA. Its product is annotated as BES1/BZR1 homolog protein 4. The transcript has 3 exons. Gene Ontology annotation, biological process: brassinosteroid mediated signaling pathway; DNA-templated transcription. Lineage: Eukaryota; Viridiplantae; Streptophyta; Magnoliopsida; Lamiales; Lamiaceae. The coding region runs from base 111 to 1079 and encodes 322 amino acids. The record is from RefSeq and is a predicted model, not a curated record. Gene Ontology annotation, molecular function: DNA-binding transcription factor activity.